AUGUUUGAAAAGUUAAGGGUCCACAAAGCCUUGCACGGAAACAUUGAGCUGAAAGCCAAGUAUCAUGACGAACAAUUAGUCCGCUGGGCCGGUGUGCAAAAGACCAAUUACCGAACAGGUACUCUUUCAGAAUCUCGAAAGCAAAGGCUAGACUUGUUAGGCUUCAAUUGGGACGUUUCAUUAGAAAAUGCCAAUCGCGUCGCGGCCUACACCAGUACCAAGAAUGACGAACGCUGGCAAGAGCAAUACUUGAACCUUGUGGAGUAUCGGCGCCAGGAGGGCCAUUGCAAUGUGCCCUUUGAAUACAAGGAAAAAUCUAUUGGUCGAUGGGUAAGCAACCAGCGAGAGACACAGGCAAAAAAUCUGCUACCAUCAGAGAGGAAGAAAUUGCUGGAUAAGAUUGGUUUCAUUUGGAACGUGAAGGAGCACAACAAGCAGGAAGCAUGGAUGACCAUGUACAGUGCUGCGCAUGCGUUUUUUCAUGGCAACAGGCACCUGAAUGUUCCCUCCAAAGGAAGGCAACCGCGGCCUCCAACAAAAAAGGCAGCAGGCAGCAGGAAGAAGAAAGUUGUGUCCCCCGACACAACGGCAGACCUUGCCGCAGACACCACACCACCCAAGGAUGACGAUGCUGGCACGAAGCCGCUGAGUUUGUUUCGUCGAUUGAAGCCUCUUAUUCUCAAAGUGGUAGGUAAAGGUAUCGUUGGUUCUUCGCAGGACCGCUUGCGUGACUGUGUGAAAUUGCUGGAAACCUCCAUUGAAAUGCAUAAUCAGCAUCCAGAAACACCUCAAGGCUUGGAUACCAAGACGAAGCUGCUAUUUCUGGCGCUGAAGCUAGACAAAGCAUUGGGCGUAUACUCUAACGACAAGGGCAAAGAUGCUACCUGUGUGUAUUGUGCCAUGUACUUGGAGCACUUGCUUCAGAGAGGUACUGGUGGUUGCGUGACGGGUUGCACGGUUGCGGCGGGAGAUACAUUCCUGACGCCUUCAUCCCCUGCCCGAAAGAAGCGCAAAAUGGAAUAA
This is a messenger RNA of Seminavis robusta, 1023 nucleotides long. The record is from the annotation of a GenBank genome assembly. Lineage: Eukaryota; Bacillariophyta; Bacillariophyceae; Naviculales; Naviculaceae.